ACGGAGUAAAAUCAAACAGCACACUGACUUUUCCAUUAUUCCUUUACCAAUAUCUUCCGCUGGGCGACCGCGCUCGCGGGCUACAAGUACAACAACCGGGUGAAUGCAGAACGACUAGUAAGGCGUCUUUAGAAACAUUCUUAAUAUUUGAUAUAUUUAUUUAUAUUUAUGCAACCUGUUCGUCCGCAUCCAUAAUUCGUGAAUGUUCGGCUCUCGUGAGCCCAAGGACACUGACUGAGCAUUGUGCAUUACAAAACUAUCACCUGAGGAAUACGAUAAGGGACUCAACAUCUGUCAGAGCGACUUCACGAAGAAGCAUCACACAGGAAUAUUGUCUUUGGUGUUUUUAAAUCAUAUUAAGACAGGACAUAAGCUGUAUAGUUCUCAAGGCAAAAUGCCGAGUAUUCGACAGUCGUACACGGUCACUGUCCCGGAGGAACCCCCGAUAUCUGCCUUCCCGUUCAUCAAACAGGAUAUGCGCAGAAAAAGUCCAACGAUGUCUCGCUCUAUGCUGGUGUCCACUUUUGUGGGGCUUCUCAUUAACCAGGCUAAGAACUCGAAGAAUGCUCAGGGUCUUGUGGGCCUCAGGAAUCUAGGAAAUACUUGUUUCAUGAACUCCAUACUGCAGUGUCUGAGCAAUACUCAUGACCUGAGAGACUACUGUCUGCAUAACAAGCACCGCACUGACCUCAACAACAACUGCAGGGCCAAAGCUGCACUGAUGGAGGAAUUUGCCAAGCUCACUCAGACUCUAUGGACAUCAGCUAGCAGUGAAGCCAUCAGCCCCUCUGACUUCAAAAUGCAGAUCCAGAAAUAUGCUCCUCGAUUCGUGGGCUACAAUCAGCAGGAUGCUCAGGAGUUCUUGCGGUUUCUACUGGAUGGACUCCAUAACGAAGUAAACAGAGUGACAGUGAAAUCCAGAUUGCCAAUAGAGGACUAUGAUCACCUCUCGGACGACGAGAAAGGCAAGAGAAUGUGGAACAAGUACCUGGAGAGUGAGGACAGCAAUGUAGUUGAUCUGUUUGUUGGCCAGCUGAAAAGCUCAUUGACGUGCAGCGAGUGUGGCUACUGUUCAACUGUGUUUGAUCCUUUCUGGGAUCUGUCUCUACCUAUCGCUAAGGCUUCAGGAGAAGUGAGUUUGAUGGAUUGCCUUCGUCUUUUUACCAAGGAGGAUGUACUAGAUGGGAAUGAGAGACCAACGUGCCACAGAUGUAAAACCAGACGUAGAUGCACGAAAAAAUUCACAAUUCAGAAAUUUCCCAAAAUCCUGGUGCUUCAUCUGAAGCGUUUCUCUGAGUGUCGAGUCAGAACCAGCAAACUCUCCACCUUUGUGAACUUCCCCCUCAAAGAGCUGGACCUCAGGGAAUUUGCAUCUGAUAACAGCAUAAGCGCAGUCUAUAAUCUGUAUGCUGUGUCGAAUCACACUGGUACAUCUUUGGGUGGCCAUUAUACAGCGUACUGCCGCAAUCCCUCUAAAGGAGAGUGGUACACCUACAAUGACUCCAGGGUGAGCCCCAUGUCGUCCAGCCAGGUGCGCAGCAGUGAUGCAUAUGUGCUUUUCUAUGAAUCUGCAACCUCAUCACGCCUGUGAUCAGUCCUGCCCAAAGGCUACAACGAACAAAGCCGUGGAUAUAAUAAACCCUUCUGCUGCUGUCGGACUAAAUCUUGGUCUGGGUCUACAUGCUCAGAUCCUAAGAUUAAAUUCCAGCGGAGGACCAUGGGACUUCAUACCAAGCAUAUGAUCCGAGGAAAGGAACUGAAUAAGGCCUGGAUAUGAAGCCUAGAAUGAGAGUUUAGAUCAAGCCCAGAUUGAGCUUCAGUGUAAGGGCUUCUCCAUCCAUCAUUCCCUUUGAAAGAGGCUGCUUUGGGAAUUUGUUUAAUAAACUGAAACUGAGGGACAUGAACACUACUUCUCUUGAAUGAGCAGGACUAUGUGUGUGUACUUGUGUGUCAGUCACCAGACUGAUAUUGUAGGACUUGUGUAUGCACUGUGUAACUGGAGGACUCUGGCUAUACAAGCAGUCACCAUGCUCCCAUGCCUUAUUUAAUUUAUUAACAUGAGUUCAAUGUUAUACUUAAUAUAGAGCUAAUUUCUACUCAUUUAACCCUUGUGCGUCAAUUUAAAAAAGUCACUCAGAGAUUUGUUUAUCUACUGCCCCUGUUGUUCUUCAUUUUUUUGGAUUAUCACAGUCUGGGAUAUUUCAAUGAUUAGCAGCAACAUUGAUUUUGAUGCAUUAUUAUUUUUGUGCAGUGUCAGAUUAAAAAAAAUAAAACACUCAGUACAUUAGAGGACAAAAAUAUCCUGCCAUAAAAAUAUUAUAUAUUAAUAUUAUUUUCCACUUUCACUGACUUAACCAACAUAACUACCAAAUAUUAAUUCAUUUUCAGGAUUGUAACCCUUUAAAUGCUAGAUUGUUUACAUAAUGCCACUGUUGUUGUUUACACACACACACACACACACACACACACACACACACACACACACACAUUUCUCAAUACAAACAUACAAAACACACUCUGACAUCCACACAAACACACCCACACAAUUUUAGCAGCAUCAUUUAUUAAAUUGGCCGGCAGUCCUCUAUAAUACAGCAAACAUGAAAAUAGGAAAGAAAUCAAGUAUUUGCUCCAUAGGCUAAACAUGAGAAAAAUGACUCCAUCUAGUGGAAAAUAGAAAAGAAAAUUGCUUUGAACAAAUUGGAUAAAAUAUUGCCAUUUUAAUGGCUUUCAAUGGGCACAUUUUUGUCCUGAGAACUGAGAUUGAAAUAUCAAAAUUCCCUUAAAAAUAUAUACCUCUGGCAAACAUUAUGCCAUUGGCAUUAACACAGCCAAUAAAAUGGUAGAAGAAAAUGAAAAAGACAAAAUUGUCCCGAAGUUCACGCAAGGGUUAAAUGUGAGGUCAUCUUGCUGGGGUACCACAUAGGUCAACAGUGUAAAUGAUGCUUGGAUGGUUUAAUCAAUUGUUUACUGUUCUAAACAGAAGAUAUGUGUCUGCUUUGGUGAUUUACGUCAUUAUAUGCACAUUGGGAGGGCUGGUUGUACACUAUUGCUUUGCUCUGCCCCUUCUACACCCUCACCAUUGCAGAGAUGAUUGUAUCUUUUCCACCCUGGUGGCCAGGAGUUGUAAAACUGAAUACAAACUAUGGAAGUCCAUCUCAAAAGAGUAUUCCCCUCUUUGGACCUUUUCCUGACACACUUUUAAUCCUCUGUGAGCAAUACAGGAUUUGAAAGAGGCCUUAAUUAGUUUUUUCUCUCCUUUUUUUCCAGGGACAACAACGUUAUUGUUAUUUAGGGAUGAGUUUUCAUAGAACAUGAAGCCACCAGGAGUGUGUGUGUGGGUGUGUGUGAAAGGGAGAGUAUGUGUGUGUGUGUGUGUCCUUAUGUAUUAUUUCUCUAUUUAUGAUGUGAGUGUUGUGACUGUAGCUUAUUGUGCUUGAACGAGACCAUGUUGUUUUUUUCUACAGAGAGAUUUUAAAAAAGUGGUAGUUUUGUGUAUGAAAUGUGACUGUAGUGUACUGCAUAUCAAGUAACUUUGACUUUCUUAAAGUCAAUUUGACUUUCUUAAAGUCAUAUACAUAAAUAUGAAUAAAAACAUAUUUAAAUGAAUAAUUGUGAAUUGUGUGCAU
Molecule: messenger RNA, 3629 nt
Organism: Xyrauchen texanus (razorback sucker)
Lineage: Eukaryota; Metazoa; Chordata; Actinopteri; Cypriniformes; Catostomidae
Product: ubiquitin carboxyl-terminal hydrolase 2-like
Exons: 12
Coding region: 395-1591 (398 amino acids)
Biological process (GO): protein deubiquitination
Cellular component (GO): cytoplasm
Molecular function (GO): cysteine-type deubiquitinase activity
Source: RefSeq, a predicted model, not a curated record